UUUUGAUCAAAUGCACCAAAAUGGCGAAGAAACCAAAAUAUUGACAAUUUCAGCGAUAGUUUUUGUCAUAAUACAAAGUUAAAAGCAGCGUUUUUGUUCUUUUACGCUAUGCAAAGGAAAGCCCCAAAACUGUUCAUAUGGAGAAUAACAUAGUGUCAGACUUUGAGCGGCUGCGAGUUUUCUCCAGCUCUAUUGGUAAGAUGGACGACCUUGUGCAUGAUCUCAGCAUGGCUCUGGAAGAUGCAGCCUCACACAAGCGUUCCAAGAGUGACGGGGGACAUGGAGCAUCUUCAUCAAGUACACGUCGCCAUCCAAGAAAACGUCGCGGUCGUAGGAAACGUCACCAGCCGGAUAAUGGGAAUUUCAGCGAAACAUCACAAAGCAGUAUCGAUGAAGCUUUGAAAGACUACAUGGAGAAUUGUGCACAGAGUGACUCUGAUGAUCUCACUAUAGCACAUCAUAUAGUGAGAUUAACAAUGCCACUUAGUAUUAACUAUGUACCAACACAAGUUGAGUCAGAUUCAGUAAACGAGUCUCUGUUUUCUCCAAUUCGGCCACAAAGAAGACGAAAAAAGUACAAGACAAUGGCAAUUGAUCCUGACCCAUCUUCCUCUCAACAUGACUCGCCCAUACAAGGCAAACCUAAGUUCAGUAGACCACGUAGCAAAACAAUGGAGCUGCCACGAUGUAGUAUGGGUACAAGUCCAAUGGAUGGUGGAGGAUUUCCCCAGAUAAACAAAGAAGGGGUGACGGAAGAUACAGUACCAGGGAAAAGGAAGAGAAAUUCCAGGAAGACUGACUUUCAGGCAGACGAUUGCUUUAAUAAAGAUGAUGACUCUGUUCAAGAUUCAACCAUGAAUUCUCAAGAGAGCAGUAGUUCAACUAUAAGUAGCAGCUGCAGCAGUGAUUCGGUGUCUGGGGAUGAGUACUGUGUAACUGCAGAAGCUGAUGAUGAACAGAGCGACUUCUUCCAUGAGAGUGGGCCAGCGAGUGGAAUCCCUGGCGUUAUACCAUGGUGGGAAAACGACGGUGUGAACAGCGGUGACGAGACGAUGGUGUCGGACAAACACUUCCAGCAGAUCCUAACUGGCAGUUUUCAACACCUUUCUAGGUCCUCGCAAGUCGGCUUCAAAGCUCGCAUGACACGGAUCAUGAGACAUUGUGGAAGGGAAAUACGAUUCGGUAGAAGAAAGCUAAGAGGAAAGAUACCUGGCUACACGGUCCAGCAUUUUAUCCAAGAGCGACACAAGUGGAACAGUAUUCAAGGGAAACUUGCUUCCCGAUUCACCAGCCCUACAGGGGUUCCAACAUCUAACACACUUACUGACAGCAAACGCCAAAGAAAAACACCACCACCAAUAUUUGGAUUAGUAGGUGGGGAUUCCGAGCCAAUUCCAGACACCAAUAUUGGGAACCGUAUGUUACAGCAGAUGGGCUGGAACCCCGGGCAGGGCCUUGGUAUAGACGGGACGGGUAUCAGGACCCCCGUUUUGGCCAGUACCAGGCCCCACAGGCAGGGGCUGGGGUGUGACAACUCGACCCAGGGACAUGGGAGUGGGGGUGGUGGAUUAACCAGCGGGGGCGGGACUUUAUCUUCAGGGGGAGGGGCAUUCAGUUUGACUGGAGUGAUUGGCAGUUCAAAUUCAGUAAAUGUUGGCCCGAUGACAACCGGUAGUGUGAGGGAGGGGCUUAGAAGUAGUGGGAGUGUCGGAGCUGUCACUCAUACAGGAACGUCAGGUCUAAGUAGGUCAGGGACAUGUGGAAAUGUCAGUAUUAACCAGUCAAAUGCCAGGACAGUGGCAAACUUGCAUGUUACUGGGACAAGACUUUUAACGUCGGGGGCUGGUUUCCCGGUCAAAAUGCAAUCUAGGAAUCAGGAACAGACCAGGGUUUCUGGCUCUCAGACUCUUGGAUCUCCGCCCAGUAAAUUGUUCUGAUAAAUACAUGUACAUUGUGCUACAUAGGGCACACAGGAAUUUGUUUCAUCUCUUGCCCAAUCAAAUUUUAUUUACAAACAUGAUUAUAAUUAGUUAAAAUACAUUUACCUACUAAUAUUUGAUCUCAAAAAAAUAUUAUACACAAUUUUAAUAAAAUCAUUUGUCAUCAUUAGCAGCCAAGUGGAUAAUUUAUCCAGGUUUAGCUAGUUUGAGCAUUAAACAAUUUGAUAGGUUGACAUUAAUAUUUGGAUAAAUAUUGACCAAUCAAUAAACAAAACCAAAGAAUAGAUAAGUCUUAUACUUUUGGCUAUGGAAUUUCUGUAUUUGAAUGCUGUAAAAUUUAGAAAUUGUAAAAAUAGAUAUUCUUGUAAACUGAACGUUACCCUUAGAACAGGUAGGACAUGAUAGUUUGUGUCUUAAGCCUCACAGGUUUAAUUAUCAUAUUUCAUUUAGCAAAAUUUUACUUUUUUAAACUUGUAGGCAAACUUUUAUCUUGUUUAUCUUUAUAAUAAAUUUUCUUAAGAACUUUUUAUCAAUUUUUUUUAAAUAUGGUAAAGAUACAAUACGAAUACAGAAUACACAAUUUAUAACAUAACAAAAAUUGUGAGCUUAGCUAUUGUUUGAGAAUGUUUGUCCUUAAAUAACACUCCUGAUAUAUUAUUCCUGUGUGUUUAGGGCUAUAUUGAAUGACCAUGGCAAAUUAAAUUUUGUAGAGGGCUGGAAAAUAACAAAAACUUUCAACUUUUAACCGAUUGCAAAAUUAUGUAACUUUCUGAGAUAUUACAAUUGAUAAUUGCUUACCAGUAUAUGCACAAAUAAUUUUAAUAUUAUCAUGAAAUGACGUUAUUUUAGAUCUAUUUUUCUAUUCAUAAAGUAUAUUAACGUUUGAUAUGCCGCCAUAAAUUACCUAUCAAAUUUAUAAUUUGCAGCAGUCAAUUGUAUAAAACAUUGGUAAAUUGUCCGAUGGUAAGCGUUUUUUAGUUUGCUGUUUAACUGAUUUGAUCGGAUAAUAGUGCUUCUUGGAUAAAAAAUUUAUCAUUUGGCCUUAAAUAAAAAACAUUUGGUUCAGGUUACCCGACCCUACCUUGGAAAUAGGUCCACCGCUUUUUAUUGUUUGUUGGUAAAAAAAUUGAAGAAAAAAUUCAAAAAAUAUAUUUUAAAUGUUUUGACAAGUAGUUUAAAACCUGUAAAGCUUUAUACAGAAGAUAAUUUUAAGGCCAUUCCCAAUUGGUGAGUAUAACCUUUUAACAUAAAGUCUAAUAAAAAAAAAACUAAAAAAGCCUACCUACUCUGUAUUUAAAAAGAACGUAACCCUAACUAAACAUUUUUUUUGGCCUUGGCUAACUUUGACCAAACCAAAGAAGUUAUCAGUUUGCUUCAAUUGACUGUUGGUACAAAUUCCAUGUUAUGCCUGUUAGGAGGACAGAAUUCAAAACAGAUUUGAUAUGUGAGGCUUGUACAUUUAUUAUACUGUGUAUGCUAUCAUGUGUAUUUUUUAUUCUCUGAUUUUAUGACCGACGUUUGCUAAAUGUUGUAUGAUAAGCCCCGUGUGACUAAGAUGUUAAUAUUAAACCACUACAAAACCCCCCUGUUAUCCUCCCGAUGUUACUAUGUAAUGUUUGGAUGUUUAGAUGCUGUAUAUAUUUUUUGAGAAAGGGAAAACAUUAUAAACUAUGCUAUUAUGUAUGAGAAAAACUCACAAACUAUGUUAAUAUUUUUUUGUGGAAAGUUCACAAACUGUUUAUGAUGUUUGAGAAAAUUUCAGAAACUAUGUUAAUGAAUGUUUGUAGAAAAACUCAAAAACUGUUAAUGAUGUAUGAGGAAAGGUUAUCAUUUUUGUUAAUGAUAUUUGAAGAACACUCACAAACUAUGUUAGUUAGGUAUGAAGAAAACUCGCAAACUAUGUUAAUGAUGUAUGAAGAAAACUCACAAACUGUGUUAAUGAUGCAUGUGUACAACUCACAAACUAUGUAAAUGAUGUAUGAAGAAAACUCACAAACUAUGUUAAUGAUAUAUUAAAAAAAUUCACAAACUAUGUUAAUGAUGUAUGUGUACAAUUCACAAACUAUGUUAAUGAUGCAAGUGUACAAUUCACAAACUAUGUUAAUGAUGCAUGUGUAUAACUUGCAAACUAUGUUAAGUAUGUACACAUAUAAGUAGUUAGUUCCAUUACUCUUUUUAAAUAUUUGUUGAUACAAUGAUAAAAUGGAUGUGCAAUUUUUCCAUUUCUGAUACUUGGUAUGAAUUUUUCUAUCAUAAUCAAACUAAAGAGCCCAUUGCUAAUUCAUAUGCAUGUCUAAAAAGCUAUUCUUGAUGAAAAGCAGAGGCAUUAACCACACGAAUCUAUAUGAAAUAAAAUUCCCAGCAUGUUGUACAUUUUGUUUGAGUUGCUAUAAUGUAUUUCUUUAGUUCUUUACAUCAAUCAACUUGACAUUGUCAUCAAAUUUGUAUAUUCAUCAAAUUGAUUGAGCAAGCCUGAAAUCAAAUCUUACAUAACUACUAGGCUAAAGAAAUAGUGACAGGCCUGGCUAUGGAAUAUUCAGACUUUGACCAGGCCCUGCAAACAAUUUACAAGUACAGUGCUUGUGGGCUUGUGCUCAUUUCUACCAUUGAAGUGAUAAGAUUUGUGGACACUAUUUAUUGCAUUAUGACUACCAAUUUACUUCUUUGAAGUAGGGAACUCGAAUUAAUUUAAGGGGGAUUUCAUAAAUUUUUCGAAAAGAGAUAUACUCGUUCAGUGCAAAGUAUACUUCGAAAUGUGUUUGGUAUUUUGGGGGUGGGAUUUUAAAACAACUUCAUGAGUUUAAAGAAAAAAAGUCAAGGUUUUGUUACCGCCUGUUGUUGUGUCAUUUUGCAAAACUUUUAUCAUGGCCAUUACCAAAUAAAACAUUAAGCUGAUGUUUGAUUUGAAUGAGAGAACAGGCUAAAUUUCAAAACAGUGAAAAUAUCAAAUUCAUAUUUUCACUGUUUGAAAAAGUGAAAUAUCAUUUAAAAUUUCAGUGAUAAAUCUCUAUUAACCACAGGAAGGCAUAUGAAAAAGUUCUGUAACGUAAUAACUGCAUUAGAUAACUUUGUCAAGGUUUUGUCAUAGCCUUGAUACCUGGGCUCAUAACUCACAAACUGUUCAAGAUAUUCAAAUGAAACUUGGCACACUUGUUGCCUUAGACAAUACACACAUGUAAAACAAGAACAAAAGCUGUGGUUUUACUAAUAAAUGAAUUGUACUUUUUGUGCGUUAAAAUAAAAGACAAGCGUUUAUGUUUGGUCUGGGGAGCUCUUGUUGUGUUAAAUGUUUGUUUUAGACUAGUCAAUCAAGUGCUGGCAGGAAUGGGGUUGUUUGGGGAAUAGAAAGGGGGGGUGGGGGGAGAGGAGAGAUAAUGGUGGUUCUGGCUGGCUGGAUGACCAUUCGUGUAUAAAUUUAAGUAUUGUAGUAGUCUAGAAUAGAAUUAUAUAUAUAUAUAUAUUUGUGCAAUCUUGCAUUUACUGGAUGCUUUAAAUACUUUCAGUGGAGAAGGUGGUGUCUAAAUUAAAGUUACAAUCUUUUUUCAUAUUUUAGCAGUGUGACAAUUAGAAGUGUGCUAAAUGACCAAUUGUAUAAAACAAUAUGUUUCUAUGACAAUUAUAUUUUUUUUAAGUAUUUAGGUAUAAGAUAAAUCUGGCAGCUGUUUACCACCUAUUUUUCCCAGAUUGUUUUUCAUUUGUGUUCCAUUGAUAUUCGGGAAGUGCAAAGUGUAGAUUCUUUAUGAGACAUGCAUUAUAGUUUUGUACAGAUUAUUAAGUUACUGUUAAGUACAUUCAUUUUUUCCUUCAUUUUGACACAUUGUAAAAUAUCCAUGUCAUAAAUUCACUCAUCUCUGUACAUAUUAAGCGACAUCUACACCGGAGAUAGAACUUAGAACUUUGUGUGUGUCUGACUGUGUGUACUAAACUUGAGGCCAUCUUUAAAAGUGUUUGCGGUGCCCAACCAACUGGUUUAAUUGUACAGCCUCCAAAAAAUAAAUUGCCAUCUGCGGUGUCAACAAAUUUUCAGUCUAUUAUCAAAGGGGGAUACUAUUGGAAUUUUUUUAAAAACUUUUGGUACUAAGAAAAAAAAUCCCUACCUACGGUACCUACUCACUCGCAAACAUUUAUUAAUUAUGGCCUAAAAAGUAUGUUUUUAUAUUCUUGAGGGGACUACCCAGUGCUUAUUUCGAUGGUAAUUCCUAAUAAAAAGAUAUUUAAUAGAAGAUGAUAACACUGAAAACUAAAAUCGUCAAUUUGAACACAGGCCUUUCCAGUUUUAUGACAUGUUCAUGACAAUGCUGUGUUGAACUGUAAAUUUCACAGAAAUAAAAUCUUCACACCAAUAUGCCAGACAAAAACACCUCGACAUUAUCCUUCAGAAAGCUUCCCGGAGAUUGCUGAGUUGUUACUAUUGACAAAUAUGCAAGAACUAUAGCACGUUGAUGUGACCUAUUUGAUGUUUUUCUCGCAAUGUAUGAUUUGAAUAGAAAGAGGGAAAGGAUGUCCUUCAAAAUCUCUAAUAUACUAAAGGAAUGAUAAAACUGCAUGCAAAAAUACCAGUUCUUAAACAACUCAAUUCUAUAAAGUGUAACAUACUUGAAGAAGUACCUCUCUUUAUCACAGUAACAUUUAUGUGUCAAAUGAUAGAGGUAAACAAUAUGUAAACAAGGUAACACAUUUUGUGAGAUUUUUGUCUUCGACUUCCUUGAAGAUGUGAAGCUUUUUUUCCUUUCCGUGAAAUGUACCAUUCAAUAACGAUGAUCUCAAUAAUGACGUCAUCUUUGUUUAUAUUUUCAUUGGUUCAUUUCUUUGAUUUUUGUUAAAGUAUUAUGCACCUAUCAAUGUGGUGGCACUAAGGUGGUGGGGGAGGCUGCGGCAGGCAUGUGAGGGACAAUGGGUGAUUUCCCGGCGAUCGGGAUUUUGACAAACCUGGUGAGACCGCCAACCGGCAAAUAGACGAAGCCCAAUUUUUUUUCCACAUUUUUAUUGCAUGCAACCCAAUCCCAGGGAUUUGGACAAAAAAUAUCUGCUGUAUGGGUAGGAUUUGGAUAACCAAAUGAGUCGUUUGUCUUAAUCCCUCGUGUGUGCCCGUAGCCACCGGUUGAGCAACACAUAGGCAGGUGCAUUAUUUUAAAAAACUGAUAAAUUAUUUUGGAAGCAUUGAAUGUCCAUGAUGUACAAUGAAGAAAUAAAUUGAAAGCUGUAUUUUGAAAAA
This is a messenger RNA of Mya arenaria, 7155 nucleotides long. RefSeq names its product G patch domain-containing protein 2-like. Bases 138 to 1937 code for a protein of 599 amino acids. The record is from RefSeq and is a predicted model, not a curated record. The transcript has 7 exons. Gene Ontology annotation, molecular function: nucleic acid binding. Lineage: Eukaryota; Metazoa; Mollusca; Bivalvia; Myida; Myidae.